AUGCGCGCCAUGCCCAUCAUUCGCAGCAGGACAGGCUGCUUCACCUGUCGCCGCCGCAAGAAGAAGUGCAACGAGGAAAAGCCGCUUUGCAGCGGCUGCCGACGCAAUCACCUCGAGUGUACCUGGCCUACGGAGAAUGCCAGCGCCAUGCAGACGCGCACCAAGAACCCCACGUCGCCCGCCGUCUCCAAGUCACCAACAAACCGGCCUCGUGCCACCUCUUUCGCUGGCAAGCCUGAUCAUGUCACCUCCGUCCAACACGACCCGACGGCGAGACAACGCGCCGAGUCGCACUCCUCCUCGGAGAGCAACCAUGAUCGCGGAGAUGUCGACAUGAUAGUUCCCCAAGACGUCGAUGCCCACGCCCCCCUCGUCGCAGACACUUCGCCCAUCAUGCCUGUCUCGCCAGUCGCCUCGCACGCCGACAUGUUUUCCGAUUCGCAGGCCCUCACCAUCUCAUCCAUGAGCCUCGCCGCAGACCCGUCCAUCCUCACCCUCUCGCCGCUGUCCCUGCUCCCCAACCACAGCCGCGAGUCGUCUGACCUGCUCAGCUACUACCUGCAUCGCACUGCCAACAGUAUGGGAAACGGCUCUACCGACAUCAACCCCUUCAUCGCAAAGCUCGUUCCCCUCGCCUUUGACAAUCCGCUGGUCCUCCAGCUGCUCCUGGCCCAGAGCGCCGCUCAUCGACAGUCGGCCGAGGCGGGCGUACUUGGCACCGAGGUGGCCCACCACUACUAUACCGACUCCCUGCGCAUGUUUCGCAACGUCGUCGGCGAGUACGUCUCGGGUAAGGAGGAGAAUACUCUCGCCUUGACAGUUGGCAGCUUGAUUUUGUGCCUGACAGAGGUCGCGAGGGGUGAUAUUCACGGCACCAUCUUUGACCACCUCCGCGCCUCCGAGUCUAUGCUCAAUCUGCUGCUGACGCGCCCAAAGUCCGAGAUUCCCGAAGAUCUUCCUGAUUUUCUCGUCGAGUUUGCCAUUCACAUGACCGUAACCAGCAUCAUGUCCACCGACCGCAGCCGCCCGCCUCCUGAACUUAGCCCGACCAUCGAGGGCAUGGGCCACACUCUAAUCUCCAAGGGCUACGUCGGCCAGCUGUCAGGCUGUUGGCUCGAGUUGCUGCUCCUCAUACCUCAUGUCUAUCACCUUGGCCAUCGCAUCAUGACCACUCGCGCCGACGGGAAGCUGUCACCGGAGCCAGAUGACAUCAUCACCUUUGGCAUGCUGCAGUCGCAAAUCAUGGCCUUCUUCCCUGACUUGUCCGUAAAUCCGUACUCCCGACUAGCUAGUCUCGUUUUCAAGCAAGGCGUGCUCCUCUACCUAUGGAGCAUUCUCGGCACUCCGCAUCAAGAGCGCGGGAAUGAGGCCCACAUGAGCCUGAUGGCGGGUGCCGUCUCCGACGCCCUGUCUCUUCUGAGCCAGUUCCCGGCUACCCUGCGCAUCAAUACCAGCCUUUGCUGGCCCUUGGCUGUUAUUGGAUGCUGCACAACCGAUGCCGACGUGCAGCAGGUUCUGCGGGAGCGGCUGCAGAUCAUGCAUAGGACCAUUGGCCUCGGUAACAUGAAGGAAACGCUGAUACUGCUGGAACAUAUAUGGACGAAGCCACCAGAAGAUGUGAGUCCCUGGAAGCUGUCGGAGGUGAUGCAGGAUCGCCAGGUGUGGAUCUCUUUUGCAUGA
Messenger RNA from Cordyceps fumosorosea ARSEF 2679, 1680 nucleotides. RefSeq names its product Zn(2)-C6 fungal-type DNA-binding domain protein. The record is from RefSeq and is a predicted model, not a curated record. The transcript has a single exon. Bases 1 to 1680 code for a protein of 559 amino acids. Gene Ontology annotation, molecular function: transcription cis-regulatory region binding; DNA-binding transcription factor activity, RNA polymerase II-specific; zinc ion binding. Gene Ontology annotation, cellular component: nucleus. Gene Ontology annotation, biological process: positive regulation of transcription by RNA polymerase II. NCBI's taxonomy places the organism in Eukaryota, Fungi, Ascomycota, Sordariomycetes, Hypocreales, Cordycipitaceae.